AUGGGAUCCCGACAGCACGUCCGAGAUAUCAAAAGCGGCCCCCCGCUUCCCUAUCGAGAUGAUAUCAGAGCACAUAAGAGGGAGUAUGCUGAGGCCCUUGAUGCCAAGGACCCCCUUCGUCACUUCAGAGAAGAAUUUAUCAUUCCGUCGAGGAAGGAUCUGAAGAGGAAGACGCUUGCGGUUGAUCAAGAAGACGACUCGUCUCAGCCGCGGUGUAUCUACCUCUGUGGAAACUCCCUCGGGCUCCAGCCUCGCACUGUGCGAAAGUAUAUCGACUACUACCUCCGAACAUGGGCAACGAAGGGUGUCACCGGACAUUUUGUACCACACGACGACCAAUUACUCCCUCCGUUCGUGGACGUCGAUUCUGCCGGCUCCAGGCUCAUGGCUCCAGUGGUCGGGGCGCUGGAAAGCGAGGUGGCGGUCAUGGGCACGCUGACUGCCAAUUUGCAUUUUCUGAUGGCGAGUUUCUACCGCCCGACAAAGGACAAGUAUAAGAUCAUUCUUGAGGGCAAGGCUUUCCCGAGCGAUCAUUAUGCGGUUGAGUCGCAAAUCAGACACCACGAUCUUAGCCCGGAAGAUGCCAUGGUUCUCAUUGAGCCGGAAGAUCAGGAUCGUCCACUGUUGGAUACGGACCAGGUCAUUCGCGUCAUCGACAAGCAUGCUGCGGAGACCGCUCUGAUCCUCCUUCCAGCCAUCCAGUAUUACACCGGACAGUACUUUGAUGUCAAGAAGAUCACAGAGUACGCUCACUCCAAGGAUAUCCUGAUCGGCUGGGACUGUGCCCAUGCCGCGGGCAACGUCGACUUGCAACUGCACGAGUGGAACGUGGACUUUGCCGCCUGGUGCACCUACAAAUACAUCAACAGCGGGCCUGGUGGAAUGGCCAGCAUUUUCGUCCAUGAAAAACAUGGACGUGUAGAAAAGGGGGAGAACGGUCUUGGGAGCGAACCCUUCCGACCCAGAUUAUCUGGAUGGUGGGGUGGGGACAAGGAAACGAGGUUUCUCAUGGACAACAAAUUUAUCCCCCAAGCAGGUGCCGCAGGUUACCAGCUGUCGAAUCCCUCCGUCCUAGACUUGAACGCCGUUGUUGCCUCCCUCGAGCUGUUUAACCGCACCAACAUGUCUGAUCUCCGCAAGAAAUCCCUCGAGCUAACCGGCUACCUAGAACAUCUCCUGCUAACAUACCCUCUCGAUGCCACACCGGAGGAGAAGCCGUUCAAGAUCAUCACCCCCUCGAAUUCGGGGGAGCGUGGCGCCCAGUUGAGCCUGCGUCUGAAGCCAGGCAUCCUGGAGCAUGUCCUGCAGCGUCUCGAAGAUAACGGGGUUGUCGUUGAUGAGAGGAAGCCCGACGUCAUUCGCGUCGCCCCGGCACCACUCUACAAUACCUAUACGGAGGUAUGGGAGUUCUGCCGGGUUUUCUACGAGGCAUGCAACGCAGAGGCAUAG
Messenger RNA from Penicilliopsis zonata CBS 506.65, 1449 nucleotides. RefSeq lists its product as hypothetical. Gene Ontology annotation, molecular function: kynureninase activity; pyridoxal phosphate binding. Gene Ontology annotation, cellular component: cytoplasm. Lineage: Eukaryota; Fungi; Ascomycota; Eurotiomycetes; Eurotiales; Aspergillaceae. The transcript is spliced from 4 exons. The record is from RefSeq and is a predicted model, not a curated record. The coding region runs from base 1 to 1449 and encodes 482 amino acids. Gene Ontology annotation, biological process: NAD+ biosynthetic process.